AUGUAUUAUGUUCUCCUUGCUCGAAUUAGGUUUGACUGCUACAGAGUUACUUUCUCCAGGAAAGAAGAAGACCAGGCUGGCCAAGGCGGGUUUCGAUCCGCAGCAGGUGACACCUCUUCUUGCCACUGCGGCUCACCCAGCCGCCCUCGUCGAAAGGUAAACCUCACGGGCGAAUUGUUUAGUGGAGCUCUGGAGGAAAGUAAGCAAGGAAUUCACAAGGUUAUAAGAUACUCGAUACCAGGUCAGACCUUGUGUUAUGUUUUCGAGCACCUCCGAACGACGACGCAAGGGAAUGUUGUGUAUCGCUGCACGGGAUGCCGCAAGAGUGGGAAGACCGUGAGCAUUGCGGUGGUCAAUGAAUACAACCUAGUUGGCGAUCCCGUGCACCUGCCGCACAUCUGCAUGCCAUGGAGGAAUUCAAAGGAGAAAGUCGAGCGUAUGGUAUUAGAGGUAGCACAUGACACUCAAGGGUUUUAG
Messenger RNA from Cooperia oncophora, 477 nucleotides. NCBI's taxonomy places the organism in Eukaryota, Metazoa, Nematoda, Chromadorea, Rhabditida, Trichostrongylidae. The record is from the annotation of a GenBank genome assembly.